Hevea brasiliensis (rubber tree) is the source of this 2989-nucleotide messenger RNA. Its product is annotated as receptor-like protein kinase FERONIA. Bases 68 to 2725 code for a protein of 885 amino acids. Lineage: Eukaryota; Viridiplantae; Streptophyta; Magnoliopsida; Malpighiales; Euphorbiaceae. Gene Ontology annotation, biological process: protein phosphorylation. The transcript has a single exon. The record is from RefSeq and is a predicted model, not a curated record. Gene Ontology annotation, molecular function: ATP binding; protein kinase activity.
AGGCCUGUGCUUUCAUUUAUCUGACAGAAGGGUUUCACCAGUUCUGCUCGUUUUGACGACUACUAGUAUGAUUAACCUUUCAUCUCUCAAACCCACCCUCUCUCUCUUUUUUUUGUUUUCACUGUUUCUUCACCUCGCCACUACUUCUAAUGCUCCGUACCAGCCAUCUGAUCUUAUCCUUCUCGACUGUGGCUCCUCAGAGAAUACCACCGUUGAUCGCCGCCAAUGGACUGGAGACUUGGAAUCGAAAUUCGGUCCUCUGGAACCAUCUUACAAUAAAUCAGUAUAUUCUACGGCCCUUAUCCAAGGCGAUUCCCAGGUCCCUUACACGACUGCUCGCCUAUCUGGAUCCCCGUUCACGUACACUUUUCCUGUCACCGCCGGCCAAAAAUUUGUCCGCCUCUACUUCUACCCUGCUCGAUACCAAGGUUUUGACAGGUCUAAGGACUUCUUCGAUGUCAAAGCGGGGCCUUACGCUUUACUCAGGAAUUUCAGUGCUACUUUUUAUGCUCGUGGUUGGAACACUAACACCUUCAUUAAAGAAUACUGCAUAAAUGUUGAGAAGGACCAGAAACUGAAUAUAACGUUCGCUCCCUCUCUAGGAAAUUCAAAUGGCUCGUACGCUUUCAUUAAUGGAAUAGAGAUUGUAUCAAUGCCAACCAACCUUUACUACACUCCACCGGCUGGCCUAGGCCUCAAUUAUGUUGGCCAAAAGUGGCGGUUCUAUGUCCGAAAUGGCACCGCUCUCGAGAAGAUGUACAGGUUUAAUGUUGGAGGAGGCGCCAUAUUACCAGUAAAAGAUAAUGGCAUGUUUAGAUUAUGGGAGGACGAUAUUCAUUUUUUUGCUUGGGCUGGUGUCGUUUACAGAGAAUUGAAUUUUUCUCCCAAUUAUUCAAAAAUAUCACGCUACACAGCACCAGAUGAUGUCUACAGGACUGCUCGAUCAUUAGGACCAAACAAAACAUACAACUUGUUGAGAAAUUUGACGUGGGUGGUGUCUGUCGAUCAAGGAUUUAUGUAUCUGAUAAGGCUCCAUUUUUGCGAAUUUCUUGAGCAUGUCAUUACAAGAGUGAAUGAUAGGCGAUUCAGUAUCUUCAUAGACAAUCAGACUGCUCAAUUGGACUUUGAUGUUUUUGAAUCAAGCGGCGGCAUACGGGUUCCCAUCUACAAUGACUACAUGGUAGCCGUUGGGAGUAAAGAAGAGACUGACGAUUAUUAUCUUUACAUAUCUCUUCAUCCUAAUGCGUCUUAUUACGAUGAUGUUAUCUUGAACGGGAUGGAAGUUUUCAAGUUGAACAACUCUGAGGGCAGUCUUGCCUUUCCCAAUUAUGUCCCUCCAGCUCCAGCACCAGAACCAGCAUCGGCUCAGCCAUGGCUGCCAACCAAGAAGUCCAGCAACAAGAAAACGUUAUUGAUCGCUGUUAGUGGGAGUGUUGUGGGAUUGCUCACAAUACUUUCUUUGUUUUGGUACAUAUAUAUUCGGCAACAGAGAAAGAGGAAGCAUUAUUGUUCUUACCAUAAAUCAUUAAGCUGUUGGCGGUGGUUGAACCCUUCUACAGGGCAGUCAUCAAGGACAAAAGCUUCUUCACUGCCGAAAGAACUAUGCCGCCACUUUUCACUAGUUGACAUUAAAGCCGCAACAAACAACUUCCAUAAGAGCUUGGUCAUCGGUGUCGGUGGCUUUGGCAAUGUUUACAGAGGUGAUCUUGAUGACGGAGCCAUGGUCGUAGCCAUCAAGCGCUUGAAUCCAGAGUCCAGCCAAGGUGCCCAAGAAUUCAAGACAGAGAUUGAGAUGCUGUCCCAGCUCCGCCAUGUCCAUCUUGUCCCUCUAAUCGGAUAUUGUCAUGAAGGAGGAGAAAUGAUUCUAGUGUAUGGCUAUAUGAUCAACGGGACUCUUCGACAGCAUCUGUACGAAACCGAUAACGAUGUCCUUCCAUGGAAAAAAAGACUCGAGAUAUGCAUUGGUGCAGCGCGUGGUUUGCACUACCUUCAUGCUGGUGCGGUGAAUACAGUAAUCCAUCGAGACAUCAAGACAACCAAUAUUUUGUUAGACGAAAAUUGGGUUGCAAAAGUCUCAGACUUUGGAUUGUCCAAAAUAGGGGUGAAUAGCACAGCAGUGAGUACCGUAGUAAAAGGCACAUGGGGAUAUUUGGAUCCAGAAUAUGCUCGACGCCGGCAGUUGACAGAAAAAUCUGAUGUAUAUUCAUUUGGUGUGGUGUUGUUUGAAGUAUUAUGUGCCAGAAAACCUCUCAAUCAAAAGUUGGAAGAGGAACAAUGGAAUCUGGCAAAUUGGGCACGAAAAUGCAUCCAGAAUGGAACCAUUUAUCAAACAAUUGAUCCCUAUUUAAUGGGAAAAGUAUCUCCUGAGUGCUUUAAUAAGUUUGUGGAGAUUGCAGAAAGUUGUGUACGUGAUAAUGGGAUUGAAAGGCCCUCCAUGCACGAUGUCAUGGAAAAUCUUGAGUUUGCAUUGCAACUGCAAGAGGAUGCUGAUGCUGAGAAGGAAGAAACCGAUCCUGGUAGGGAAUAUACGUAUCCUGAGGUAUCAUUCCGAGGUCCUCGAUAUACCAGUGUAGUUGGUGGGUCUGCGUUGGAUUCAAAUAAUGCAAGAGGUAUAGAUGCAGAGGAGGAUACAAAUACUACUGGAUUAACCUUUCCUAGUCUUGAAUCUGAUAAUAUAACAUCAAGUGAUGUCUUCUCUGAUACCAACAACUCUGCAACAAAAUAGCAUACAAUAUUUGGAAGAAAAAAAUAAAAUGGUUACAAACCACCGUAGCAUAUCCCGUAACAUGUAAUACUAUAGUUUUUUUUUUUUCAAAGCUUGUAAUGCUAUUGCUAAAUGUGUGUUAUAUGCCUUGGAGUAAUUCUUGUCUAUGCCCGACUGAAUAGGAAAUUCUUAUCUAAAUCGAGUCUAUUAUGGAUUUAAUAUACAAACAUGUGAAAUUUAUAUAUUUAAUAGGUGAGUCUCAUUAUAUAUUUUGUGUUUUGAAUC